Messenger RNA from Lachnellula hyalina, 1272 nucleotides. It is a transcript of the gene YDR306C, whose product is annotated as F-box protein. The record is from RefSeq and is a predicted model, not a curated record. The transcript has 2 exons. NCBI's taxonomy places the organism in Eukaryota, Fungi, Ascomycota, Leotiomycetes, Helotiales, Lachnaceae. Bases 1 to 1272 code for a protein of 423 amino acids. Gene Ontology annotation, molecular function: protein binding.
AUGGCGCUCGACGCCCAAAGCAACUGGGAAGUAGAGAUGUCGCAACCUCUCAAGAUACCAAUACGUCUUCAAAAUGAGCAAGCCAGAGAUUAUAGUGCUUCUACGCCCCGGUCACUUCCCACGAUUCAAGCGGUCCGAUACAAACCCUCCGACGAGGUCCUCCUCCCCACCGAAAUACUCUCCCAGAUCCUUUCCUACAUUCCCAUGAAUGCCUCGACACAGUCUACAUUCUGGGCUUGCACGCUCGUAUCUCGCUCUUGGUACUCCGCCAGCAUAACCUCUCUCUAUUCUCAUCCCCAUCUGCAUGGCGGGAAUUUCCACACCUUCGUCCAGACGGUCUGUCCGUCCAAGAACGCCCAUAUCCGACAAUCUGCUCUUGCGCCUUUGGUCAGAAGGCUGGAUAUGGGAGAGUUAGUACACAAUGCCAGCAAAAGCCUCACAGCGCGACUACUGGGGCGACUGAAAGGCAACAUUGAACAAUUCAUUGCUCCGCAAGCCAGUUUCGGAAUUAACUCCUUCGCAGCCCUCAGCAAAUGCUCCCAGCUCCGGCACCUAGACCUAUCUCUAAUCUCAGCCUCAAUAUCCAACAAACUGCUCUUCCAAACGCUCAAAAACCUGCAACAACUAGAAACGCUCUUCUUCCCGCGAUCUUCCAGCCGUGACCUGCGCGGAGACUCAGGACGAGACGAAGUGCCGUAUGAAUGGCCGCCUAAGCUAAAAGCACUGCACUUGGCUGGCGGAAUAGACGAUCAUUUCCUGGCAACGCAUCUAGUGACUAUUGGAAAGAGUCUGGAACAUUUAAGCAUACAACACUGUUCGCAAAUCCACCUCGAUGCUCUCCUCUGCACCCUCAUCGUCCUAGGCCCCCAACUCCUGCACCUCACUAUCCGCCACCCCAUGUCCCAACUGCACAUCGGCGCCCUCAACCCCCUCCUCGAAUGCUGCCCGCACCUCAUCGCCUUGCGCAUAUCCGCCGACUACAUCACCUCCUCGCUAUUCCUGCACCCAGCGCCCAAGCUACAAAUCCUGGACCUGGAUUGCUCGCCCACUGCGUCUCCAGAUGUGGGCGUCGAGCCUGCGGCUGUGUAUGAAGCUGUUGAGGAGGGCCGCAUGCCGGAUCUGAGGAGUGUGAGGGUUAGUGCGCGGUUGGCGUGGAACGCGACGGAGGAGCUGAGGGCUGAUGUCAGGGAUUUGGAGGAGGUGCUUGGGGAUCGGGAGAUGGAGGAUCCGAAGGGGUUGAAGACGGGGGUUUGGAGUGUUGUUGGGGAUUGA